CUCGUUACGCUCUUUCUUUGCUGCAGCGGCCUCUCGGUGCUGCUACGAGUCAAGUACAAGUUGCGAAGGCAUCAAAAAGCCAAAAGCACCAUCCCCAAGAUGUUCCAGGAUGUUGUCCGCAGGCACCCCGACAAAGUGGCCCUGAUUUACGAAGCCACUGGUGAGCAGUGGACCUUCAGGAGGCUGGAUGAGUACUCCAACGCCGUGGCUAACUACUUCUACCAGCAAGGCUUCCGGCUGGGGGACGUCAUUGCCAUCUUCAUGGAGAGCCGCCCCGAGUUCGUUGGCCUCUGGCUAGGGAUGGCAAAAAUCGGCAUCGAAGCGGCGCUGAUCAACUUCAACUUGCGCUUGGAUUCUCUGGUUUACUGCGUCACGACGUCGGGUGCGAAAGCCGUGAUCUUCGGAGGGGAGCUGUCUUCAGCAAUAUCGGAAGUGAACGGGAUGUUGGGGAAGAACAUGGCAAAGUUCUGCUCCGGCGACUAUAACCCGAAUGUCGUUCCUGUGGAGACCAGACAUCUUGAUCCUCUUCUGAGUGCCGCAUCGAGAUCGCUCCCGACUCAGAUUCCAGUCAAAGGUUUAGAUGAUCGGCUCUUCUAUAUCUACCGUGCGCUCUGUUCUCGCAGGUACUACCGCAUCGCUGCCUUCGGUUACUACGCCUACAAAAUGUGCCCGGAGGACGUCCUCUACAACUGCCUCCCGCUCUAUCAUUCUGCAGGUAACAUCAUGGGAGUUGGCCAGUGUCUAAUCCACGGCCUCACCGUGGUGAUCAGGAAGAAGUUCUCGGCCAGUCGCUUCUGGGACGACUGCGCGAAAUACAGAUGCACGAUUAUUCAGUAUAUCGGGGAAAUCUGCAGGUAUCUUCUGAACCAGCCGGUCCGAGAGUCAGAAACCCAACACUGCGUGCGGCUGGCGGUGGGCAAUGGUUUGAGACCCACCAUAUGGGAGGACUUCACAAAGCGCUUCCGAAUUAAGCAGGUCGGCGAGUUCUACGGAGCCACGGAGUGCAACUGCAGCGUUGCCAACUUGGACGGAAAGGUCGGUGCCUGUGGCUUCAACAGUCGGAUUUUGCCCAAUGUUUAUCCCAUUCGUUUGGUGAAGGUGAACGAGGACACGAUGGAGCUGAUCCGGGAUUCCGGUGGGCUGUGUAUCCCCUGUCGCCCAGGAGAGCCGGGGUUGCUCGUCGGUCAGAUAAAUCAACAGGAUCCCCUGCGUCGGUUCGACGGCUACGUCAGCGAGAGCGCCACCAACAAGAAGAUCGCUUGCAACGUGCUUCGGAAAGGGGACCAGGCGUACCUUUCAGGAGAUGUGUUGGUGAUGGACGAGCUCGGUUACAUGUACUUCAAAGAUCGCAGCGGGGACACCUUCCGAUGGCGAGGAGAGAACGUCUCUACCACGGAGGUGGAAGGGACGCUGAGCCACAUCCUCAACCAGACGGACGUUGCAGUGUACGGAGUGGAAGUGCCAGGGGUGGAGGGCAAAGCCGGGAUGGCGGCCGUCGCGGAUCCCAAAGCUAAAGUCAACCCCAACGUCCUGUACCAGGAGCUGCAGAAGGUGUUGCCUUCCUACGCCCGGCCCGUCUUUCUCCGGCUCCUACCCCAGGUUGACACCACAGGUACGUUUAAGAUUCAGAAAACCCGCUUACAGAGGGAAGGAUUCGACCCCCACCAAACCUCAGAUCGGUUGUAUUUUCUGGAUCUCAAGUUGGGAAAAUACGUUCCCCUGGAUGAAUGCCUUUAUGAAAGGAUUUGUGCUGGAAAAGCCGCUUUAUGAUCCGGUCGGAUUCAGCCUUUUCGAGGAAAACGAUGACUAAUCGGCGGGCCGAGGCUCGCGGGCCGCCAUGGGUUCCUGCGAGGUCCUUACCGCAGUGAAUCACCAGCAGGGACGCGCCUCCCGCCGCGUCUCCCUCCCCUAAAGCACAUUAACCCCUCACCCGACUCCCUCCCUGGGCGCUGACGUCCCGUUAACCCCCCCCUGCCUCUAGAGAGAGUAUUUUUGUAACCGCUACCCGCUUAGGGAGGAGCGCGAUGGCCCUAUUUAUUCACGGAGACGCCCGUGCCCUGCGGGGGCUCCUCUCUGCUCCGUCUCCCAACUUUACUCACUGACUUAGACGAUUUUUAACCUCACUUGCGUUAGGUCGCGUUUUAACUACCCGCAGCCUUAGGGCUGGGGCUAUGAGGACGUUAAAAAGAAGAUUGUUUUGAUGGGUGCUGUGGCGGAGGGGGAGCGGCCUUUGGGAAACCCACCCCGGGGUGGGGACAGCCCGCGCCCCUCCGCCUGGGGGGCCGGCGCCUGAGGCCCGGGGGCGAGUUUGUGCUUGGAUCGUGGAAAAAGCGAGUAACGGUGUAAAGCUGUGUGAGCUCAGCCC
Molecule: messenger RNA, 2365 nt
Organism: Pygoscelis adeliae (Adelie penguin)
Lineage: Eukaryota; Metazoa; Chordata; Aves; Sphenisciformes; Spheniscidae
Gene: SLC27A1
Product: solute carrier family 27 (fatty acid transporter), member 1
Exons: 11
Biological process (GO): adiponectin-activated signaling pathway; long-chain fatty acid import into cell; phosphatidylethanolamine biosynthetic process
Cellular component (GO): plasma membrane; mitochondrial inner membrane
Molecular function (GO): fatty acid transmembrane transporter activity; long-chain fatty acid-CoA ligase activity; long-chain fatty acid transmembrane transporter activity
Source: RefSeq, a predicted model, not a curated record